Molecule: messenger RNA, 2574 nt
Organism: Fulvia fulva
Lineage: Eukaryota; Fungi; Ascomycota; Dothideomycetes; Mycosphaerellales; Mycosphaerellaceae
Exons: 3
Coding region: 1-2574 (857 amino acids)
Source: RefSeq, a predicted model, not a curated record
AUGGUAACAGCUUCAACAUCACUAUCCGAUAUGGCCUCGCCAACCGUCCGCACCAGAAACCAGCCACGUCGGAAUUCUUCCAAGCGCAAGCAUUCACUCGACACAAGUCAGGUUCCGCGCAAGUCCUCAGCCAUCAUCAUCUCCGAUAAUGCCGAGGAUGACACAGCUCGAGGCAUGGUCACGAGGAAAUCUGCCUCUGGUAUUACAAAUACAAGCGAGCCCAAUCGUCCGUGGGGCAGAAGAGGCAAGGCACCUGCUCAGAACGAUGAAGAUGUCAUUGACAGUGGCGACGAGGUCGAAGAGUAUGACUUCUCGAACGAUCCAGAGCAGGAUCUUGAGGAGGACGAUCAGACCACCGAGUUCUACGAGACCGAAGAGAACAUCGUUGAGAUCUCAUCAGACGAUGAAGAUUCGGAGCAAGGAUUCGCUGAUCGACCGUGGCUCAACUUCGACAAUAAGAUGCGUGAGUCAUGGGAGGUGAUGUACGCCACAGUUACCACCCAUCCGAUCAACGGCAGCUGGGAGAUGACCGAGGAGUACCAAGAGGAGAAAGAUGCCGAGAUGAUGCGUUACAUGGAGAAUUUUCCUCUCCAGAGAUGGAUCAUCCCGCAAGACCAAGCCAACCGAGCAUACUUUCGGCUGCUCGAGCGCGCACGCUGGCGAUCCUUGGGAAUCCGUAUCUACGGGCGAGAGCGCAUUCCCGAGUGGAUACCAGGCAGCACCAACGCCGCCCACCUCCAGCAGGCCCUGAACAUCCCUCGGGAGAAGUACUCUCGCGAGCCAGCACAACAGCCCAACUAUGCGCAAGCUGGCCCAUCGGGCUCAUCCGUACCAGCACAUCGUCAACAGCAUCCUCAGCAACCACCCCAACAACAGCAUCGCCCAUCCACCUCAGUACUGCACCAACAUCCAUCAGCACCAGCGACUCCAAACACCCACGGACUACCACACACGGGCGGUCUGUCACAAGAACACGCUCAGAUGCUGGCCCACCAUAGCUCGGCACUUCCGCAUCAUGGUCCUAGGCCCGGCCAGACUCCCAUGAUGGCUCAAGGACCACCACCUUCACAACAAGGAGGUCCACAUCCACCACCCCUGAAUGCGCUGCCAUCGCAGCCUCACGCCCAGCCACUGGCUGUGCAUCCGGGCAAGCCAGGCCACCCCCAAUAUGCCCAUCCUGGCAUGGGUCGGCCUGUGGGACCUCCACAGCAGAUCUCUUAUGGACUGCCUCAAGGCUACGGCGGCCAUAUGAUGCCACCGACCAACUUCCCGCACGUUGAGCACCCUAAGCCUAUGCGACCUCGCGCCAAGAAGGAGUCACCAAUUGCAACGACACCCCCACCGCCACCUCCGACGCCGCCGUACGAGCUGCGCCAGAAGCCCAAGGAGCGGGUGGGAAAGAAUGCUCCACGCAAAGGCGCCCGCCGUCAAGCAGAAGCUGAAGAGUUCCCGUGGACGCGUCAGAUCGACUUCGCAGCCGAGAAGGCGAGGGCCACUUGGGACGACAGUGUAUAUGAUCCAGUCGCAUUGCGCGAAAUGGAUGCCACCCGUGCUCGCAACGUUGCCAUUAUUGAUGAGCUCGAUGCGAAGGUGCAAGUGCAGCAGCGCAUUGCUCGCGCCAACAAGAAGAAGCGUGGUGCCGAACCUUCAUCAGAUGUCGAGCCGGUGCCGCCGCCUGGUGAGAAGAAGAAGAUGCAGCGUGGCCAGCGCAAGGGCGAGUCUGGUGGUGAUCCAUAUCAUUCCGGUGCCUUUGCGUUCGCCAGCGAUGAUGACGCAGCAAAGGCGAGGGAUAUGGGCUUCCACAUUCCAGACGAGGCAAUCGAGGCAGCUGAAGCCGGCAAACUUGACGUCGAAGGCCAAGCCAGUCUCAAGAUCUGCUGGAACCCCGGCAAGAAGGGCACAACAGAGAAUCUCGAGCAAGUAAAGUUCUCCAUUAAGGACACAGUCGCCACCCGCAAGCAGUUGAAGGAGCGUCUGGUCUUGACCAAGCGCGCUGCCGAGUGCAUCGUCGACUUCUGCCCGGACCUUCUCUGGCGCGGUAUGCUUCUCCGCAUUACAAGCGAGGCUGGCUAUGGCAACAAGGACGUUCGAGAUCGCUUCUGUUACAACGGAUGCUAUUGCGACAAGGCUACGAUCACGAAGCGCAUAUCCGCUGCCCUUGGUCAGAAGCAGGUACAGCCCAAGUCCAAGGGCUACGGUCCAGGCGAGUGGGAGUGGUAUGAUGAGAACGUCAAGGAUUUCUCCAAGUACAUCGACUACUUUGGCAAGCGACACAGCCACCGCAACAUGCUGAAGAUCCAGAUGCAAGGCGAGAAGCGCAAGAUGGCGGUCAAGCAGACUCUUGACGAAUCGACACCCAAGAAGGACGAGAGUCCUUCCUCUUCCGUUGAGGAUGGAGCUGAUUCCAGCAGGAAGCGCCGAAAGCUUGACAAGUACGAUGAUGCCGGUGAGGAGAGCGAGGACGACAACAUGGAGGACGAAGUCGACGGUCAUGACGAUGGUCACGAGUCCGAUGCAUCCGACGACGCCGUCUCAUUGCAGGACUCUGACAUUCUCGACGAGAUCGACGACUAG